AUGAAGCUGGCCACGCUGCUGGCACUGCCCGCAUCGCUCGCGGCGACGGUGCUCGCGACGACGUCGGACACGUACUCGGAGCACCUCCAUCUCAAGCCCCUCCCCAGCGGCGCCCUCUACGCCGGCUUCAACUUCACCGCGUCGACCCCUUUGACCGCCUACGAGUCACAGCACUUCCGCUUCUUCCCUCGAUCGCUCGGUCAGAUCCUGCAGUUUACACACACAUCCGAACUACACUUGCGCUUCGCAUUGGGACGAUGGAAUGAAGAGAGUUGGGGCAACCGACCGCGCAAUGGCAGCAGAGAGGGCGGCACAGGGGUCGAGCUGUGGGCAUGGCUGGAGGCGCAAGAUCAGAAGGAGGCCGAAGAACGGUGGAGCGGACUGGUGAACAGUCUGAGUGGCCUCUUCUGCGCCAGUUUAAACUUCAUCGACCAGACCAAGACGAUCAGUCCGAUACUGAGCUUUGCCCCGGAAGGUACGCUGGACCCCGAGCACGCGAAUCUGCAUCUCAUGCACGGUAUGCUGCCUCAUGAGGUCGUCUGCACCGAGAACCUCACGCCCUUCCUGAAGCUGCUGCCAUGCAAAGGCAAGGCGGGCGUCUCCAGCCUACUAGACGGCCACAAAGUCUUUGAUGCGAGCUGGCAGACCAUGGCCAUCGAUGUACGGCCAGUGUGCAAGGGGGAUGAAUGUGAGCUGGAGAUUGACCAGACAGUGGACAUGGUCUUGGAUAUUGAGAGGAGCAUGAGGCCCAGAGACAACCCCAUUCCACGGCCACCACCGGUUGAGGAUGUGACGUGUGAUGAGAACAAGGGCUACAACGCUCACGACACGUGCUAUCCCAAGAAGAGAGAGGGCGAAAUGGAAUGGGGCUUGAGUAGGAUCUUUGGGCGGCCUGUCCAAGGGAGCUGUCCAGCCGGUGACCGUGAGAAUUCAGUUGAUAUUGUGGUCGAAAUUCCAAAGGAACGGAUCCUGCAUGCUAUGCCUGAGGGCGCGUUGGAUCUGGUGUUGGCCACUGACGUACAACGAUCAUACCGGUUGAAAGAAGGCCAAGAGCUCGAUCUUCGAUUGCCUCAUCAGGUUCUGGACCAUGCACUGGAGCAUCGUCAAACGCUUCUUCACGCCCAGAGACAGAUGACAGGGUAUGGACAGGAACGCGGGGGUAUGCACAUUGUCAUAACCAACCCUCAUCCACACGCUCAACGUGUGGUUUACCUCGAGAGCCUGCCAUGGUUCUUGCGACCGUACAUGCAUACGCUUGCCAUCUCCGGCGCCAUAACCGAGAACAUGUACUACACCCCUGCCAUUGAUCGACGAAAGGGUACCCAGCUUGAGAUUCUGCUCGAAGUGCCGCCUCUAGCGACGGUAGAGAUGAGUUAUGAGUUUGAGAAGGCCAUUCUACGGUAUACCGAGUACCCUCCGGAUGCCAAUCGUGGCUUCGACAUUCCGCCAGCGAUUGUCAGGAUCUUGCCAUCAAAUGCGUUCAACGAUGACCAGGGCAGCUAUUUGAGGACGACUAGUCUGCUGCUGCCACUUCCAACUCCUGAUUUCAGCAUGCCGUACAACGUCAUCAUCUUGACGAGUACUGUCAUUGCCCUUGGAUUCGGAAGCAUCUUCAACUUGCUGAUCAGGCGCUUUGUCUUGGUGGAGGAAGCUCCCAAGAGCCCUCUCGCAGUGUUGGUGCAGAAUUUGGUUAAGAAAGUGAAGGGCGCGAAUGGUGAAAAGAAGGCGAAGGAUGCCGUAGAGCCGGGUUCAGCGGGUGGUGUGAAGGCCAAAUCCAACGAUGGACUGAGGCAGAGAUAG
This is a messenger RNA of Zasmidium cellare ATCC 36951, 1800 nucleotides long. RefSeq lists its product as uncharacterized. The coding region runs from base 1 to 1800 and encodes 599 amino acids. The record is from RefSeq and is a predicted model, not a curated record. Gene Ontology annotation, biological process: attachment of GPI anchor to protein. NCBI's taxonomy places the organism in Eukaryota, Fungi, Ascomycota, Dothideomycetes, Mycosphaerellales, Mycosphaerellaceae. The transcript has a single exon. Gene Ontology annotation, cellular component: GPI-anchor transamidase complex.